This is a messenger RNA of Acaulospora colombiana, 452 nucleotides long. The record is from the annotation of a GenBank genome assembly. Lineage: Eukaryota; Fungi; Glomeromycota; Glomeromycetes; Diversisporales; Acaulosporaceae.
UGUAAUUGACGCCGGACUUCCAUCACUGUAUUUAAUCGGAUCCUUAUGUAUUCUCAUAAGUGCUUAUAUUCAACAAAGGCGACGAAAAGGAUCAAACUACGAGAGGCUGCUUAACAAUCAAUCAAAUUCCAGUUAUGGUUCAAUUGCACAAACUGUAGUGAUAGAUGAGGACGAAUCCAGCGUCGAUGAUUCCAAUAGUAUCUCAGAUGUAACUCUCGUGCCUGAUGAAUGUGAUAAGAAUGUGAUUUUUGAUUACACUCGAUUACUCGUUAGUUUGAUCUCCUUGGGGUUAUUUUGCGCACUUGCCAUAGUCAGAUGGAAGAACUAUAGCGAUGAAAAACAUGGGUAUUACUGGGUUAUCACUCCUGUUGUGGAGGCCGCAAUUUGGAUUUACGCGAUCGUUUUAGCCGUGAUUAACGUGGCAUCAAGGCAACGUUCUGUACUUCAUAUUC